GCGCGCACACACCUGGAACAAACAGACCCAACGGUGUUGCGCAGACAGAUGGGUCGGCGACGUCCGAGGGGGCAACGUGUAGACUCGCGCUUCACAUGCCGUGGAUCGUUCGUUCCCGUGACGGAAGUGGAGCUGCUGGACACGCACUCUCGCUCGUGAUUCACCUAUGCGUGGAACGGUUUCCUUCAUCCUUUUGCGAGUUCUGCGCCGAGACCUGCACGGCAAUUUAACAAUGGCGCAUCCGGGGGCAGGUUUCUUGAGUUUAACCCUACUGUGCGAUUUGUGAUGACUUGUGUGGUUGUCGUGAAUUGUAACAAACAAACAAACCCCCCAAAAAAAAAAAACACGCGCCUCCCUCUGUUGGAGCAAUUCAUGCCUGUCAGCUGUUUUGGUUCCUGUCUUGCUUUCACUAUUUUGUGAAAGGAGAUGUGAAAAGGAAGGAAGGGGAGAGCGCGAGAGAGAACGACAGAGAGAGAUAGAGAGAGAGAGAGAGAGAGAGAGAGAGAGAGGAGGGGAGACAGGCGUCUACAGUCCACGCGUCUCAGCAAAGUCUCAGUUGUUUUCAGAAGGAGCCGAGAAGAAAAUAUAUAAAAAGCCCAAAAGAAAUCUACGUAUUGACAGGCUUACGCUUGUGAGUCUGCACGUGUGCAGCUAACAAGUGACUCUCACCCACCGCUCUCCUUCUCUUUGGUUGCAGAAGAAGCAAAGAGUCAACAUGGUUCGGUGGUUCCACAGAGAUAUCACAGGUUUGGAGGCCGAGGAAAGGCUGAAGACGAGAGGCAUUUCCGGCAGCUUUUUGGCUCGACCCAGCAAGAAAAAUGUAGGAGAUUUCUCCCUGUCUGUCAGGGUGGGCGAACUGGUGACCCACAUCCGCAUCCAGAACACGGGAGACUACUACGACCUGUAUGGCGGGGAGAAGUUUGCCACUCUGUCGGAGCUGGUGGAGUACUACACGGCCGAGAACGGCAUCCUGCAGGACAAGGACGGCACCAUCAUCGAGCUCAGAUACCCCCUCAACUGCUCCGACCCCACCACCGAGAGGUGGUACCACGGCCACCUGUCCGGGCCGAACGCGGAGAAGCUGCUCUGUGCUCGAGAGGAGUCUGGGACCUUCCUGGUCAGAGAGUCGCUGUCCAAACCUGGAGACUUCGUCCUGUCGGUUCUGACGGACGAGAAGGGCAAAACCGGAGGAAAGAGGGUCUCCCACAUCAAGAUAAUGUGUCAGAAUGACAGGUACACAGUGGGAGGUUCAGAGUUGUUUGACACGCUGACAGACCUGGUGGACAACUACAAACGCAAAGGCAUCGAAGAGAUCUCUGGUAACUGGGUGCAUCUCAAACAGCCUUAUUACUCCACCAGAGUGAAUGCAGCAGACAUUGACAGCAGAGUGAAACAGCUGGAUCAGACCACACAGCAGCAGGAGGAGGGCGAGGGAGAGAAGAGCAAGGCCGGUUUCUGGGAGGAGUUUGAUGCUCUUCAAAAGUCUGAGGCAAAGGUGAAAAAGAGCAGAGAGGAAGGUCAGAGGCCUGAAAACAAGAGCAAAAACAGAUACAAGAAUAUUCUUCCCUUCAAUGACACCAGAGUCUGCCUGCAGGACAGGAAUGCUGAUGUUGUGGGUUCAGAUUACAUCAACGCCAACUACGUGAGAAACAACCUGUCGGAGUCCGGAGCUCCGAAAGUCUACAUCGCCACCCAGGGGUGCCUAGCGACAACCGUCAACGAUUUCUGGCAGAUGGUAUGGCAGGAGGACACAAGGGUGAUCGUCAUGACAACAAGAGAGGUCGAGAAAGGGCGGAAUAAAUGCGUGCCAUACUGGCCCGACGUCCAGAGCUCCAAGGAGGUGGGUCCGUAUGUGGUGACCAACAAUUCAGAGAGGGAAGCCGCUGAUUACAAAAUCAGAGUUUUGGAGAUCGCUCCUGUGGACCAGCCAAAUCAUUCUCGUACCAUCUGGCACUACCAGUACAUGAGCUGGCCUGACCACGGCGUCCCUCAGGAGCCGGGUGGCGUGCUGAGCUUCCUCAGUCAAGUGAACGCCAAACAGGCCGACUACCCCGAUGCUGGACCCAUGGUCAUCCACUGCAGUGCUGGGAUUGGUCGAACAGGCACGAUUGUGGUGAUCGACAUGAUCAUCGAAACCAUUGAUGCCAUCGGUCUGGACUGUGAUCUUGACAUCCCGAAAUACAUCCAGAUGGUGCGAGAGCAGCGCUCCGGGAUGGUGCAGACAGAAGCCCAGUACAAGUUCAUCUACCUGUCUGUCUCCGAGUACAUACAGACCACCAAGGCCAAGGACUGUGCCUCCAUGGAAACCGAGACCGAGUAUGGAAAUCUGCAACUUAAACACCAGCCGGUGAGCAGGAGGGUCUCAAAAAACAAGGAGGAUGUUUACGAGAAUCUCUCAAAAGGAAAAAAAGAUGGGAAGAAGCCAAAGUCAGAAAAGAAAAGUGGCUCCGUGAAGAAAAGAUAGAUGUUUUUUCUCCACAACGUUCCACAUUAUUAUAUUUAUGCAGGGCCCUUUUUGUUAAAGAAUUUGUGUUUCAGUGGAGUCAAAAUAAAAUGUUUGAAAUUAAUGACAAGAUACCCAGUAGACAUCUGAUGUGUCACAUGUAUUCUUGUUUGUUGCAAAUAAAGUAAUUGUGUGAA
This is a messenger RNA of Pungitius pungitius (ninespine stickleback), 2640 nucleotides long. It is a transcript of the gene ptpn6, whose product is annotated as protein tyrosine phosphatase non-receptor type 6. The coding region runs from base 716 to 2464 and encodes 582 amino acids. Lineage: Eukaryota; Metazoa; Chordata; Actinopteri; Perciformes; Gasterosteidae. Gene Ontology annotation, cellular component: cytoplasm. Gene Ontology annotation, molecular function: non-membrane spanning protein tyrosine phosphatase activity; phosphotyrosine residue binding. The record is from RefSeq and is a predicted model, not a curated record. Gene Ontology annotation, biological process: intracellular signal transduction; peptidyl-tyrosine dephosphorylation; cell differentiation. The transcript has 16 exons.